CCUCUUUUGUCUGAUUAGACGACUGACCUGUCGACCAUCAUCAAGAAAAAGGCGAUCGUGUUGUUACGGGGAAGGUUCCUAAAGGUCUUUGGUUUUUGGCAGAGGAUGGAUUACCCAUAUGAAGCAAGCGAUGAGGCCAGCGAAUCUGAGCUCUUGGACAAGAGCCUGUCCAUGUGGAGAGGCUGGGGUACAUUGGGGGAGGAUCCAGCCUUCCAGCCGACACCCCUGGACCUCCAUACUGCAGCAAGCAUCGGGCUGUAUGACUGCGUCAGUGCCUACAUUGCAAGUGGUGAAGUCAACAUCAAUCACAGAAACCGGGGCGGCUGGACACCGCUCAUGUAUGCCAGCUACAUUGGUCAUGACAACAUUGUCAACCUGCUGCUGGACGCGGGAGCUGAGGUGGACCUGAGGAACGAGAAGGGCGCCACCGCGCUGAUGCUGACGGCCAGCUGUGGCAACGAGAGCGUGGCUUACUUCCUAGUCCAGCAAGGUGCAGAAUUGGAAAACCGAGAUAAUAAGGGAUGGACGACGCUUUUCUAUGCGACAUACGCUGGCCAUCAGAAAGUGGUUCAGUUCCUGCUUGACAAUGGUGCUAACGUCAACGCCAGGGAGCCCAGACUUGGAAUCACCCCCUUCAUGAUGGCUGCUGCAGAGGGCCAUGAGAUCAUUGUCAACUUGUUACUGGAACAUGGUGUUGAUGUGAACUUCAAGAAUGCAAAGGGUGAGACAGCACGGUCGCUGGCGCUACUGAAUGGCCACAUGAAAAUCAUUGGCCUCAUUGACAGCCAAGGCAUGGCCCCUAGCGGCCUCCGUAGUGAACCAGCUCAACUCCCGGCAGUUGAUCUGUCAUCCUCCGACGAAAGCUACCAGCGACCCAACCGACCCCACGCUAGAUCAGGGAGGUCAAAGACCAAAGGUCCCAGUAUCCGGGACGGCCCUGAGACGCUGGCCAAGCUGCUGAGUGAGCGCAAAGGAGGGAGACUGGGAGCCGUCUUGCCAAGUGCCGGCCAUGCAUUACCAGGCGAUUAUGUAGCAUACCAGAUAGAAGCAGAACAGUCGAUCGGGCACCAGCUAAGUAGGGCGGACGUACCAGCCUUGGUCAACCCAGAAGAAACAGCAUCGUCAAGAGUCUCCGAAAAUACAUGUAACAACGUGUGGCUGAAUCCAUUCCCACCUCACUACCCUGCUGCCAACAAUGACGAUGAUGACCCUGCCUUCUGCAUCUCCGGUGCCCUGACCAUCAAGAGCAGCACCUCCAGUAACAGCAGCGGCGGGGGUGGGGGCUUCGCCGCUGCUCUGGGGAUCGGUAGCAGCAGUCAUUCCAGCGCUGACGAGCAAUCGUCGGAGACCUCAAGCUUCAGCCUCCCUCCGACCCCGAGCUCAAAUUCCUCGGAGAAUGCGGGGUUUGCGGGGGCGCUCUCCGACCAGCUGUCGCAGAUGAUCUCGGCCGACCUGACGCGCAGGGGAUUCGGUUUGGUGGAUCCGCUCUUCACUGAGCCUCUGGUCACCAGUGGGUUGAGGAGGGAGGAACAUGGGGUACCAGGGUCAUUGCCCAAUAUGCCGUUGCUAGCCGGUCCCCAUCCCCACCAAUCCCAAUCUACUAAUCCCACCAUGGACGCUUACGCAACAAACGGUGUGGGUUACCACUCCAGCGUGCUCCCCCUGUCCAGUGACAUAACCCAGGACGCACCCUAUGACAAACCCGCUGAUAACAAGCAGUACCCUUACCAGGACCUUGCUAGCCUUCUUGAGAGUCUGGGAUUGAGAACUAAAUACUUCCAUAUAUUUGAGGAGCAGGACGUGGACUUGAGAGUGUUUCUAACCCUGACUGAUAGUGACUUGAAAGAAGUUGGAAUCAAACUGAUGGGCCCAAGACGGAAGAUGACCAACGCUAUCGCCAGAUGGCACAGCCAGGCCAGGCCCUUCUCAGACAACCUGGAGCAGGUCUAUGCAGAUAGAGUCGAGACGGCUAUGCAAGAGAUGGCCAUACAGUUGCAGGAGGCCAUGGUCAAGAAGGGUGAGAUGGAGGCACAGGUGAUGCAGGAGAGAGAGCUGAGGAGCGUGGUGGAGGGAUGCCUGAUGGAAGACAGGAAGACCUACCAGCAGCUGCUGAGUCUGGUGUCAGAUGCUAGGAAGCUCUGCCAUAAUAUGAGACAGCUCUACGACAGCGUCAGGUCCUGCCAGACAGAGCUGAUCCGCAGACUGCAGGCCUUCCCUUCCUUCAUCCCCAAGGAUGUCCGCUUCGACAGCCUCUCCCAGCAGUUUGUCUCCCAGCUUCAAAUAGAUCGUCCCCCUCGGAGGGGCGGAGACAACCCAUCCCCGCCCCCGACGCCUGACAAGAACCCGCUAGUCAGCGCCAUCACCUCCAGCCUCAUCACUGGCGACUCGUCAAUGGGCGCCAGCCAGUCCAUCCCUGCUACGAGCACCGGUGCACCGUUGAGUACCAGCCAGGAAGGGGAGGAGCUUGCCAAGCUCACCAUGAAGGACCUACUGAGCAUGCUCAGUCAGGGUUCGCACCAGCUGGGACGGGCGGUCGCUAUGGCGACAAACAACAUGGACCAACUGAUUGAUGGGCAGACUGUCAACUUCUCCCCAAAUUCCAGUGGAAACUCUUUACCUUAAGGUUUUCUGAUAGUUUAUUUUGAAACUUUGUUUUCAAUUCUUUGAAAUAGGAUAUAUUUUGGCAGUAAUGUAAUUAUGGAUGCUGAGUUUGAGGAGUGGUUUCUCUAAAAGUUUGACUUUUAAUAACCAUUCGGUUUGUGUUUAUAUACACACCAACGUACAUGUAUUGGACACUAUUUUUAUUGGACACUUUUGCUAUGCAUUGCAUUAAAAAUGUGUUUGAGGCUGAAUCGUCGGACUUUGUAUUUUUGCACGUUUUGUACAAAAUUAUUUUUGUAUAUGUAACUUUUUCUGCUGCACCCGACUUUUUAACAAUGAUAUUUAUACUUCACAUUUUUGAAAUGCAUUUUCAGGAUGUAUAUUUUUUUUAAAGAAUGUAUGUUGUUUUUUGUAAUGAAUGUUUAAAACAUAGUUAAUAAAUGAGGCCAGUUAUUUAUUGUAGUUUCAAAGAUAA
Molecule: messenger RNA, 3076 nt
Organism: Patiria miniata (bat star)
Lineage: Eukaryota; Metazoa; Echinodermata; Asteroidea; Valvatida; Asterinidae
Product: ankyrin repeat and SAM domain-containing protein 3-like
Exons: 12
Coding region: 106-2622 (838 amino acids)
Cellular component (GO): cilium
Molecular function (GO): protein binding
Source: RefSeq, a predicted model, not a curated record